Argiope bruennichi is the source of this 5491-nucleotide messenger RNA. RefSeq names its product MDS1 and EVI1 complex locus protein EVI1-A-like. Gene Ontology annotation, cellular component: chromosome. Gene Ontology annotation, biological process: regulation of transcription by RNA polymerase II. Lineage: Eukaryota; Metazoa; Arthropoda; Arachnida; Araneae; Araneidae. Gene Ontology annotation, molecular function: chromatin insulator sequence binding. The transcript has 6 exons. Bases 258 to 4103 code for a protein of 1281 amino acids. The record is from RefSeq and is a predicted model, not a curated record.
UGGCUUCGUCCAAAACUGGAUUUCCUGCAAAGAAUGUCACGCGAAACGCGCGUUCGAACCUAUCACGACGUGCACGCAGUUUUUCUUCUUUACUUUGUCUCAUUUUUCCCGCCACCGUGCGAUGGACGAGUUACGGUUGCCCCUGCUUAAUCUUAACGUGUUCCAUUAGCUGCCGAACAUUGGUGAAUCACUCUUUCCUCCCUAGAUGGACAAAAAGUAGAACAUUCUAAGAUGCUGUUGAUCUCUCCUAAAUAAUCAUGGAACAAUAUGACUUUGAUCCUUCCGACAGCAGAGAUGAAGCACCAGUGCAAGCUAGAGGUUAUCAAGACUCCUUGGAAAUACCAUCUUCUAUCAGAGAAAUGCCAAGUAUCAUCCAGUCCUUAAGUUCCUAUGACAAAGAUGGGAGACAGAAAUUUUAUGGUUCACAUGAUGAUGGACCCACUACUAGAACACGUGCUAAAAAUGGACAGAUUUCUGAUGACAUUCCACAACCAUUUUUAUUACAAACUCCUCACUGUACAUACAAACCUGAGAAGAAUAAAAAAUGCCAAGUUUGUGGGAAGCAUGCCAGAACCCCAUCCGAUUUACUGCGGCAUAUGAGAGUGCACACUGGAGAGAGACCUUUCCCAUGUGUUGCUUGCAAUAAGACAUUUAAAUGUAAAAGAAGUCAACUCACUCAUCAGUACCUCAGUCAUGGUAUUAAAGACGGCUUAUCAGAACAUCGUCUUGAUGUCCUUGAUCACCGCAAAGUCAAAAGAAACACAAAUAAGCUAAAGAGCAAUUUCUGCAAUCAGGUGCCAACUAUAAUUGACAAAAUCAUGCACAAUUCAUACAUGAAGCAACAAAUGGAACCACAGCCUGUUCCUGUUGUUGUUGAUCAAGAUGAAGAUACUGAAAUCAUGGCUGGAGAAGAGAUUUCUAGCAUGAGUGGUGAUGUUCCAACAAGUUUUGUUGGUUUGUUCAAAACUCAAAAAGAAAAUAAUGCCCAGAUUAAGGAAGAUAACCAGCAUUAUGAAGAUGCUGCUAAAGAAGUGCAAGAGCCUCCAAAUAUUAAAGAAGAAAUUUGCACUUAUUUAGAUCAGAAACAUAAUGCCAAUGAAACUGAAGUUAAUGAUAAUAUUUCUUUGUUUAAGCCAAAGAAAAAGAAAAAAGAUCACUCAAGAAAAGUGCCCAUUUUGCGCAUCAAAACUCAUAAAUGUACUCAUUGCAAGAGACAAUUCAGAUCUAUUUACACUCUUAGGUAUCAUCUCAGAUCAAUGCAUGAUGAAAAAGUUUAUUUAAGUCCAGCGUUAGAAAGUCGUUUGAAGAAAAGAAGGUGGAUACCACCACAUGUGCGUUUACAAAAGUCUAAAAUAGGAACCAGCAGCUCGCUUAGUCACAAGCAGAAAGCUAAUUGUCAGAAAGAGAAAGCAUACUCUUUCUUGCCCACUUAUCCAAAUGAAAAAAUAGAACAGAAGUUCUUUUCUCAGAUUUCAGAAAAUUUUCCAGAUGUUCCAGAAAAUUUUCAAACUCAAGAUAAAAUAAAUGAUGCCAUAGACUUGCAUGUCAACAAAGAUUUUUCACUUGAAAUAAAGAAAGAGAAAAUUGAUUCUUAUGAAGAUGACAUUAAUAAUAAUGUUUCUACUACAGUUAAUGAUAAGGCAGAAAGAAAUCUAAGAGAUAUUGCUGGUCUUAAUGAAAAUGAAGUAAAACAGAUGUCUUAUUUUGCUAAUUCCCUUCCAAAUACUACAGCGAAUGCUACAAGUACUGCUUUCACAUUGAAUAAUAGUUCUAACACAGGGACAUCAAAUCCUUUUGUUCUCCCACCUCACAUAUUCUUUCCUAGUACUCCAGCUGCAGAAGAAGGUUUGAUGAAUGAGAAACCAAUCUCAUGGGAAAGUCUACAAGUUACAUCUGAAAGUGUGCUGAUAUCUAAAUUGGAAGCAGUUCAUCCUGGUACUCAGCAAAAAUAUGUUCUAUAUAAAUGUGGACUAUGUGGCAAAGCCUUUGCCAGUUUAAGAGUCAUUUGUGGGCACUUGGCUCUUCACAAUGAUACAAGCAAAGAGAAAGACUGUGAAAAAUGUGGAGCUUCUUUUAAAUGGAAAACUGAGCUGGAUUCUCAUUUAGAAUGCCAUCAAGCAUCAGACAGAAAGUUUAUGCCCACAUCUCCAUUCCUCCCAAGUUACUAUGUCAAUCCUUUUCCCAUUCCAGUUGUCACUCCCAGUGAGCAAAGUGUUAUGUCUACAACACGUCUUCUGCCAUACCCUUUUUUUCCAAUGCCACAACAAAUACCUCAAUUGAUGCAGCCUGGAUUCUUUCCUUUCUUUGCUGCUGCAGCUCUGCAACCUCAAAUGCAGAGUGCAGCUAAUAAUCAUGAAGAUACAGCUCGGAGCAGUGUAUCCCAUUCCCCUCCAGAAAGCAGUCCACCUGCAGAAAAUUUUGAGGAUAAAAAUUUAGUCCAAGGCUGUAAUUUUCAAUGCAAACUUUGUCCGAAAACCUUUGAUCGAAUCUUUUCAUUACAAAGACAUGAGCGGAUUCAUAGUGGUGUAAAGGCAUGUUUCUGUAAAAUAUGUGGAAGAGGUUUCAGCGAGUUAAGAAACUUGCGACACCAUAUUAUACGCUUCCAUGCAGAAUCUGCCCAGAAGGAACCACUGCCAUAUCGAAGAAGACCCAAUAGAAUGCGCAAUGUAAGCAGCUCACAAAAGUUGGUUUCAUUUUUGAAGAAGACUGCUGUUAGAAUCUUAAAUUCAAUGGGCCAAAGUAAAUCUGAGUCAUCUACUACUCCUGAAGAGAAUGAUAGCAACUCUGGAAAGAUACAAGCAACAGAAACCUCACAAGAGCUUGAGAGAAAUGAUGUACAGAAUUUUGCUAACACUGUUCCAACCAAUACAGUAGACUGUUUGCAAGAACAAAACACACUUAAUACAAUGCCCACAUUAUUUGAUGCUACCUCUCAAGUAACUCGACUUUCUCCUUCUCAGGACUUAAAUGAAGUUCCUCCACCAAAACUUUCUCCUGGUGUUGCAGAUGAUAUGAAAGAAAUGGCCACUGUAGAUAAAGUUGAAACGGGUAAUAAUGGUGCUGUUGAAGUGCUACAAGAUCCAAAACGUUCUCUACUAGGAAAUAGGCGAAAAGGAAGGCCAUUUAAACUAUCCACAAUGUCGUCUCAGUCUCUGAAUUUUGGCAGUGAUGACAUCCUUUUCCCACUAACUGAAACCAACUUUUUGGAAAAGCAUGUUGAGGCAUUUUCUGAAAACAGUCUAUUACAAGCUACAGAAAUUCUGAAUGGCUGUUUGAAACCAGAAGUAGCAUUUCCUCAACUUAGUAACUACUACAACAUGGAGCAAUCUCCAAAUGAACCAAUCGAUAUGAGAAAUCCCUCUGCCAAAGAAAAAUCAGAAGUAACUCCGAAAAAAGAAUUAGAAAAUAAUGAGAUUCAAGAAAGGAAUAGCGUAUUUCCAACAGAUAAUCUUGGGCUCAAUGCAGUUUUCCCCGACUCAACACCAAAUGCAGCAGGUUUGAAGCUACCUGAAUCUUUUGAAUCAAGGUGCUUGUUUCCUUGCAGUUAUUGCCAUAAAACCUUCAAUUCUAUCACUGACAUAAAUAGGCACAUGAGCUUUCAUGCAGAUAUAAGACCAUUCAAAUGUCCAUAUUGCAGCUACUGUAGCAGAACAAACAGUCAGUUAAAAGUGCACAUGAUGAGACAUGAAGGUAUAAAACACUACAUGUGUCAAAUUUGCAACUACAAUGGAGUCACUCAAUCUGAUCUUAACAGGCACUUGAAAACAAGAACCCAUCUACUGCGAUCUCGUAACGUAUGUGCAUGCUGUGGAACUGGUUUCCACACCAGAAGCCUCUCUGAUGAGCAUUACAAAAGCUGCCACUUGUCAGCAAAUUCAGGAAACAACCAAGAUCAGAACUCAAAGAACCAGUCAGAACUAGCCAACAAGAUUUCAACGUCCAAUAACAGGAAUCGGGUGACUCGUCUGAAGCAAUUCAGAACACCAGAUGAUAAAAUCAAAAGCGAGUUUUACCAGAAGCUGUGUGAUCUCAAUAAUAUGGGUCUGACACUAGGUGACUUUCUACAACAGAACCCUGCAGCUGCGGUAAAUCUUGAGAAAUAAAAACGCACAACAUUCCAGCCUCUUAUACAUACAUACAUUAUAUAUAUAUAAAGAAAAAUGCUUAAUUCAUUAUACUCAUGGAGUGCUUGAACUGUUUCACAAAAUGAUUUUUUUUCCCUUGAAAAAGUAUUUAUUGAAGAGAUUAUUUUUGUUUUUAUUGUUAUUGACUUGUUAUAGUCAAGUUUUGUUUUUAGUACUUAUAUAUAUACAUUUACUGAAAAAAAAAUUACCAAGUUCCUUGAAAAAGUGAUACAUCUUUUUGUAAUUAAAAGACAUCAGCUGAUAUGAGAAAAAUCACUUUGUUAUUGAUGGCAGCAAUCAAUGGCCGUCCACACAGAAAAUACGUAAAGUAGGUGUAUCAGCUCAUUGUUGUCUCAUGUUGUUCUCUUUUUUUUAUUGUUAUAUUGUUUAAAAAAUCAUUCCGGAACCACUCAAGCACUUUUAUAUUUCUCACAUAAAUGAGAGAACUGUGUUUGUCAUUAUACAGUGGAUAUCUUGAUGUUGCAUGAUCUAUUAUUAGAACAAUCUGUCUCAAUAAAAGAUACUCAGGGUAUUUUAAAACUGUUAAGUGAGACAAGAACGGAAAGUAUAUGUGCAACAAACAUAAAAAAUCAUAAAAGUAAGUUUUUCUAAAGGAUGAUUUAAAGUAUGAAUUCAAAAAUUAUUGGACUUAGAUUUGAUAAAAACUAUUGUUUAUAUGACUACUCUUAUGAAAAUUGGUUCAUAUUUCUUCACAGAAUUUUUAUUAUGUAUGUAGCAUAAAAACAAAAUCUCCUAUGAUUUUUCUUCAAUAAUUUUUAAAUUAUAAUAUACAGGGUUCUCAGUCAAAUAAUAAUGCGAAAUUAGUUAUGAAUCAUGUUCUGAUAUAAAAAGUCAGGGAAAGUUGCAAUUUUUAAUAUGAUAAAUAUAGGCAUUAUAGAAAUUUGCUGAAUUUCUUAUGUUCAGUUUUAUAAGUUGCUAAUAAUGUAUUUCGGCAUGAUAUAUAAUAUUAGAAAAUUCUGUCCAGGCAACAUUUUUUAAAAAAUCGUAUUGCUUUAAAUUGCAUUUAAAUUUACUCUAAAAACAAUUAUUCUCAAAUGAAAUGAAAAUUUUGAAUUUAUUGAGAUUUUUAGUUACUGAAAAGUUGCCAUAGAAUUUUAUUUUUUAAUACAAGCAUGAGCCCUGUAUAUACUUCUAUUGAAUAAGGAUUGAAAAAAAACUAUAUGUAUGCAUGGACUUUAUAUUAGUAACGUUAAACCUUUUUUUCAUUUCUGUAAUGGUAAUAAAGUUUAAAAUAUGGUACUUAUUAUAUUUUAAAAGGAAAAAUAGUAAGAAAAGUGAUAAAUAUUUUUUAAUGUAUAGAAUACAGAAACUUUUGGAUAUUUUAAAUUUAUUAUCUAAUACAAAUC